Drosophila rhopaloa is the source of this 3072-nucleotide messenger RNA. RefSeq names its product integrin alpha-PS3-like. The transcript is spliced from 8 exons. The record is from RefSeq and is a predicted model, not a curated record. The coding region runs from base 1 to 3072 and encodes 1023 amino acids. Lineage: Eukaryota; Metazoa; Arthropoda; Insecta; Diptera; Drosophilidae. Gene Ontology annotation, molecular function: integrin binding. Gene Ontology annotation, biological process: cell-cell adhesion; cell-matrix adhesion; cell adhesion mediated by integrin. Gene Ontology annotation, cellular component: external side of plasma membrane; integrin complex.
AUGACGUUAAAAUACCAAAGUGAAGCUUUUAAUUUUUCUCCGCAUCCGAACCUGGUGAUAAAUUUCCCUAAGCUUCCAAAAACCCACUUGAAGCAGACGCGAAGCUCCUACUUUGGCUACUCGCUCGUCAUCCGUCCCAACAGCAUCAUCGUAGGAGCUCCUCGGGCUCAAUCCACAUUGGACUCGCAGAAGACCAUCAACGAGACUGGAGCGAUUUACAGAUGCUCCCUGUCUAGCGGAUCCUGCAGCCCGUAUGUCCUGGAUCCCCUAGGUGAUGUUAAUGCGCCUGACAAAGGACUAACCUGGGACUCGGACCGCAAGGAUUUCCAGUGGCUGGGCGGAUCGAUGGACGGUGGCACCGGCGAUAAGGAUAAGCUCAUCGUGUGUGCCCCCCGGUUUUACACACCCACUCCUUUAAACUACCUCAUGCACGGAGUCUGCUACUGGAUACAGAACACAGUGACCGCAAAUCCAGUGAACGUCUCUCGCAUUUCUCCAUUCCGCUCGAAAACCGAGCAGGUGAAAAACAAUAUCGUCAUCUACUACAUGGGCCAAUUGGGACAUAGUGCCCAUGUAGCGAAUGAUGGCAAUAACUCCCAGUUCCUGUUCGGAGCCCCAGGCAUACGGAAUUGGAAGGGAUCAGUAGUCCGCUGCCGCCAGGACGGACCUGCACACUAUGACGACCAGAUCUUUGAGCCGUCGCGUCAGGCCUUUAACAAUUACUUUGGCUACGCCUUGAGCUCCGGAUACUUUAACAGCGACUCUCCAUCCACCCUUCUCUACCUGACCUCGGCACCCAAAGCCAAUUCCCUUUCCGGCGAGGUCUAUAUAUUUGAUUUUCAAGGAAGGUCAAUCCGAAAGUUGCUUUGGUUGCGGGGUGAGCAGUUGGGCGAGUAUUUCGGCUACUCCAUUCUGGCGGAAGAUCUCAAUGGAGACGGAAAAACGGACAUCAUAAUCUCAGCGCCGCUUCACGCGCUUAAAAAUUCCUACGACACUGGUGCCAUUUAUGUUUUUAUCAACAAGGGUUCACUCCACUUUGAACAUACAAUUGUGCGGUCACCACUGGGCAGCAAGGGCCGUUUCGGAACUACACUUACGCGUCUGGGUGAUAUCAAUCAGGACGGAUACAACGACGUGGCCGUUGGAGCUCCCUUUGCCGCAAACGGAUCGGUGUUCAUCUACCUUGGCAGCGAACAUGGAUUGCGGGGACAGCCGAGUCAGCGACUGGAUGCUCCUGCCCUACAACCUUCAGAGUACGGAGCACACAUGUUCGGUCACGGCCUGUCCCGCGGAUCGGACAUUGAUGGGAACGGAUUCAACGACUUCGCCAUAGGAGCCCCCAAUGCGGAGGCCCUAUACCUAUAUCGCGCCUAUCCCGUCGUAAAAAUAUAUGCAACAAUUAAGACGGAAUCGCGGGAAAUAAAACAGGAGCAGGAAAAGGUGAAGAUCACCGCCUGCUACAGACUGAGUACCACGUCAAAGAAUAAGGAUGUGCAGCAGCAGGAACUGGACAUCCGGAUAGCAGUCAACAAGCAGUUGCAGUGGGUUAAGUUGGCCCACACGCAGAGCAACCAGAUAAACUUCAAGGCGAUAGCGGGUCCUGCCGAGAAAUGCCGUGACUUUGAUAUUCAAGUUCGCUACAGCGGGAAAAUUUUUGCUGCCAUCGAUCUAGAGAUGCAAUACGAACUGUCCAAGAAGAUUCCUGACUCCAGGGAGUUUUGUGAAACCUGUGCGAUCGUUGAUCCGACGGACGCGAAGGUUUCCACGGAGAGGAUCAUCAUCAGCAUGGACUGUGCCUCCGAUGUUUGUGUCGCUGAUCUGCAGAUGAGCAGCAAAAAUGUGAGCUCCACUUAUAUUUUGGGCAGUGCCGAAAUCCUACAUCUGAGUUAUGACAUAACCAACAAAGGGGAGACCGCCUACCUCCCCCAAUUCAACGUGACCAGCACUUUCCACUUGGCUUUCGCUCAGAUUCCUGGAAACUGCAAGGUCGCCGAAGCAGUCAUGGUGUGCGACCUGAACGGCGGACGACCGCUGGCCAAAGGUGACAGCGACUCCCUCACCAUCAGCUUCGAUGGGAGCCAGCUCAGCGGAGAGUCACUGACCAUCCUUGCAGAAGUGUUCAGUGCCGGAAACGAGAAGAAUACCACAGACAACAAGCAGACCAACGUGAUCAGCCUAAAGGAAUUCACCGAGAUUGAUGCCAGCGGCGUUCAGACAAACGAUCAAAUUGUUUUCAACCAUUACCCUUACUCCGCGGAAGUCAUGAACCAUUACGAGAUCAAGAGUCGCGGUCCCAGUAUUAUCGAACAGAUAACUCUGUCCUUUUAUAUUCCCAUAGCCUAUAGGUCGACUGACCCCAUAGCAAUUACACCCUUAAUUAAUGUAAGCAGCUUGAAUAUUAAGGCCACCUACGAUUCGCGUCAGUGGCCCAUUCGGCUCUAUGACCAGAAUGGGAUUCCCAUGGAGAGCUCUAUCCAGAGCGGACAGGACCACGACCAGACCACGACUCGAAAGCGAAGGGAUCUCAAUGGAUUGCCUGCCAACCAAGAACAAAUAGAUAGCAUUUUGAAUGUAAAGACCCACGAUCUGCCUGUGAAUCGCACCAUUGUUUUCAACUGCCAGGAUAGCAACAUGACGAUCUGCGUCCAAGCCGAGAUGAACAUCCGAUUGAGGCCUGAUAAGCCUAUUAAUGUGAACAUAAGCUUCUACGUGGAUCUAAGUGAAGUGUCGGGUCCUUGGGAAUACUUUGUCUUCCGAACCCAUCUAGAGCUGCUUAAAAAGGGCGAUCCCGCAUCCAGUACGUUUGUGAUUAAUCGAAAGAUCGAACCCAAUGUGAUAUUCAAGCAUCUUAAGGAUGAACUUCCCAUCUGGAAAAUAAUUUUGUCCUGCAUCGGUGGUCUCCUGCUCCUUUCUGCUUUAACCUAUGCUCUUUACAGGCUCGGAUUCUUUAAGCGCACCAAGAGGGACGAGCUGAAGAGGUUAGUUCGACAAAGUUAUAGGCAGGAGGUUCCCGUCGACCAGGAUUCGGAUAGUCUCAACAGCGAUACUCUGUCCAAAAGAUAUAGUACCUAA